AUGAGUAAAUCUUAUUCCAUGCAGGAUAUUUACCAGAAGAAUGAUUUUAGUGGAUCUUUUAAAAUGGAGUCAGAGAUGGGGACAGCCAUAGCAAACCCAAACUACACAGAACCUUCAUGCUGCCUGAGUGUAAAAAACGUGUCCUAUACUGUCAGUGAGCAUGUAGGACCCUGGUGGGACCUUCCAUCCUAUAGAAAAAAAUGGACAAGGCAGAUAUUGAAUGAUGUGUCAUUUCAUGUGAACAGUGGUGAGAUCAUGGGAAUUCUGGGAAACUCAGGUUCUGGUAAGACCACUCUUUUAGAUGCUAUAGCGGGAAGAAUUGGGAAUUCUGGUUCUCUCCUGGGAGAAGUUUAUAUAAAUGGAAGAAAACUUAAAAGGGAGCAAUUUCAAGACUGUUUCUCCUAUGUCCUGCAGAGUGACAAUCUGCUGAGCUACCUGACAGUGGAGGAAACCCUGACAUACACGGCUCAGCUUGCUUUAAGACAUCACUCUGCUGAAGCCAUACGCAAGAAAGUAACUGCAGUCAUGGCAGAGCUGAGUUUAGGACACGUGGCUCACAGCGUGAUAGGGGGCCGCAUUUUCCCUGGUAUUUCGGGUGGAGAGAGAAGAAGGGUCUCCAUCGCCAGCCAGCUUCUUCAGGACCCCAAAGUGAUCCUUCUGGAUGAGCCUACCACAGGAUUGGACAGCAUGACAGCCAAUCAGAUUGUGGUGUUGCUUGCCGAACUGGCCAAAAGGGAUCGUAUUGUCAUUGUGACCAUUCAUCAGCCCCGGUCAGAACUUUUCAGAAUCUUCAAUAGAAUAGCGAUCAUGAGCAAAGGAGAACUGGUGUUUUGUGGACAGCCUGGAGAGAUGGUUGAUUUUUUCAGCAGCUGUGGAUACGAAUGUCCUGAGUACUGCAACCCCUUCGAUAUUUAUGUUGAUAUGACCUCUGUGGACACACGCUGCAGUGAGAGGGAGGCUGUUACCUAUAGCCGAAUGCAUGACAUCACAUCAGCCUUUUGCAGCUCACACAUCUAUAAAGACAUGCUGGAGAGGAUCGAACACAGCUGCCAAAGACCAGACAAACCCAUGAUCCCCUUCAAAAGCAAAGAGUCCCCCAACUGCCUUUCCAAACUGACCGUUUUGCUUAGGAGGACUGUCCGUAAUAUGUCUCGUGACAGAAUGGGGAUUCUCAUGCGCCUCUCUCAGAAUCUGAUCUAUGGUCUCUUCAUUGCUUUUUUUCUAAUGAAACUGGAAAUUGAUGUAGCUAAAGGUGCUGUGCAGGACCGAAUCGGCAUAAUCUACCAAGCUAUGGGUGCUUCACCCUAUACUGGCAUGCUGAAUGCUGUGGCUCUGUUUCCUGCUUUAAGGGCCAUUUCUGAUCAGGAGAGUAAAGACGGCUUGUACCAGAAAUGGCAGAUGUUUCUGGCUUAUAUUAUUCAUAUUCUUCCCUUCAGUAUAAUCAGUGUCUUCAUCUUCACCUCUUUCUUAUACUGGACUGUUGGCAUGAAUCCAGAUCCCUUGAGAUUCCUAUGUUUUUCAGCGGUGGUCCUGGUGCCUCAUGUUAUAGGAGAACUCCUAACAUUGGUCUUGUUGGGUGUUGUUCAAGACCCCAACAUGGUUAACAGUGGGGUAGCUCUACUAAAUGUAGCUGGUAUCAUGGUGGGCUCUGGCUUCCUAAGGAGUUUUAAGCAAAUGCCUGUGGUAUUCCAGUGGUUGAGUUAUCUAACCUUUCAGAGGUAUGGAUGUGAGCUUCUGAUCGUCACUGAGUUUUAUGGCCUGAACUUCACUUGCGCACCUUUACCUGGUUUGCCAGGAUCAUGUUUAAUAGAAAGUGGCAAUCAGAUCAUAAAUGAAGGUUAUCCGGGAGCCCCCUCUCGCUACACACAAGACUUUCUGCUGCUCUAUGCAUUCCUCCCUGCACUCGUCAUACUGGGAAUAAUCACCUUUAAGAUACGAGAUUACCUCACCAGACGCUGAGCUGUUUUUAGUUUUUGUGUGUUUGCAAGAGCAAAUUUGUUGUCAAUUAUUCCUUACAUAAGUUAUCUUUGGGAUAUUGUACAUCAUAUAAAAAAAAACUGUGUAAGCCACAACAUCAACAUGAAAUCAACCUGCAAUUUAUCUGCAAUUACUGUAUAUAUUUUCUCAACAAUUGUAUAUAUAUAAUUUCUAAUGUGACUGUAAAUACAUUUACAUUGUGUUAUACACAAUACAUGUUUAAUAAUAAACAGAAAAUAAUGCAUUGCAAAUAUAUGUUAUAUUAUUUUAACUAGAAUGGGAUCUUUUUUAUGGGUGUGUUACUUAUUUUAAUAGGCUUUGUCAAACAAAGACGUCAGAAUAAUGUGAUUAUAACCAAGGUAAACAAAUGUGCAGAAUUGGAUAAACCAAAUGUCAAAUUUUAGUACCUAACAAUGAAAAAAAUAUUGUGAAAUAGUUAUUUUACCAUGCAUGCUUUCUUCCUGAAAAAUUUGAAUGCAGCGGAUUAAUAUUUGAAGCCCCCCACUCACAAUUUCUACCAAAUAAAGUACUGCUUGACAUGUUGUCUUGA
This is a messenger RNA of Paramisgurnus dabryanus, 2527 nucleotides long. It is a transcript of the gene abcg5, whose product is annotated as ATP-binding cassette, sub-family G (WHITE), member 5. The record is from RefSeq and is a predicted model, not a curated record. Gene Ontology annotation, biological process: cholesterol homeostasis; cholesterol efflux; transmembrane transport. Gene Ontology annotation, cellular component: plasma membrane; ATP-binding cassette (ABC) transporter complex; apical plasma membrane. NCBI's taxonomy places the organism in Eukaryota, Metazoa, Chordata, Actinopteri, Cypriniformes, Cobitidae. Gene Ontology annotation, molecular function: ATP binding; ABC-type transporter activity; ATP hydrolysis activity.